Molecule: messenger RNA, 3633 nt
Organism: Acanthosepion pharaonis
Lineage: Eukaryota; Metazoa; Mollusca; Cephalopoda; Sepiida; Sepiidae
Source: the annotation of a GenBank genome assembly
AUGAUUUAUUCAGUUUUUUUUUUAUUUCUCUUUGCAGAUCCCAAAAGCAAAGAAGAGUCAAAUCAAGAAUUAUCUCCAUUGGGAUUGACUUCCACAGAAAAAUCAACUACUCUCCUCACUUUUGAAAACAGCAAUGCAUCUGCAAGAAUCUGUCCACCAGCUCCAGAGAGUACCGUUCAACCUCGCCGAUCUCGUCAAAGGGUGAGGCCUGAUGAUAUCCCAGCACCCAUCUUAGAUGUAAUCAAGGCAUCUUUGGAUUACGAACAGAAUGGGACGCAGUCCAAAGCUGAACCUUGUCGAACAGCUCCAAUAACGCAGUCUAAAUCACCUGCAUGUGUUUCGGCCAGUAACAAAGCAUUACUGGAUGAACCCCUGACUCCAGUUCAGUCUAGUUCAGGAGAUGAACCCUUACAAGCAUACAGCCCUGUUGUAAGUAGGCGGUUCUCGGAUGUAAAUAAGUCAACAAUCACCACGGUGAACCAUUUGAGAAUGAGUAAGGAUAUUGGUGCUUCCAUAGCUGAACCAGUGCAUCCUCAGCCUCUCACAUCGAAAACUGAUCGUUCUGAUUCAGUGUCUUUUACCCCGAGCUUAACUCUUGGAUCCAAUAUCCAAAAAGCAAGUUUAACAGAGAACAACAACAGCUCCAAAAUAGCAUUCUGUGCAACUGACUUGACUUCUGGAGACAAUGUUACAAAGAAUUUGAAUGCAAUCAAAGAACUUAGAACAUCAUCACUUCCAGAAAUAGGAUUCAUCAAAGAUGUCAAGAAAGAAGAACAGACAUUUUCUGAAACCCCUGUAGUGGCUGAUGAUACCCAGCAUAAGGAAAGCAUGCCAACCAAAUCUGAGAAAUUAGAUAAAAAAAGCAGCAGGAUCACAUCUAAAUCUGACCAGUCAGUUGAAGACAAAGAUAUUUCUAAAGUUUCCAUCAAGGAUUUUACAGAUGUUGAGUUGUUCAUUCGGGAAGAUAAUGAACUCGUGAAGCAGCAGCAAGAAGAACCUGUGAAAGUUCCGGAAUCAAACUUUCGGUCCACCUCAAAUCUUUCGCUCAUAUCAAAAGCGACCGAGCCAGUAUCUAGCCAAAUGAGGAAGCCAACAUCUAUCACUGAUGAUCAACCACAGGAGAGAACCUUAUCUUCUGAAAUUGAGAAACCUGAAAUAUUGUCAGCCCAAGUAACAAGCACUAUAAGUCAUACCCCUGUUAUGAGUACAGCAGUCUAUACUACUAAAUCUAAAACAUCUACUUCAACCACUGCUGCUAAAACCAUUACCAGUGUCACUGAAACCAAAAAGGAAUCUGUAAAAUCUUCAGCACCAGUUACAAGUACUGAUGCUAGAACGGUAACCCCUGCUGUGACGACAAACACAAGUAUAGCUCCAGAAAUCAAGAGGCCAUCUGUAACAUCAACCCAAAUUAAAACUUCAGUCAGAAAUGACACCGUAACACUUACUGAAGCCUCAGUUACACUACCAACUUCACAACCUGUUACAUCUGUCACAAGCUUGACUCCAAAAACAAAGCCUGCUAUCACUGUGAUAUCAGAUCCUCUUAUAACAAGUGUGACCGAUAGUACUCCUGUUGCAACCACCACCACCACCACUCCAAGUGUUACAUCUGCACCUCAAACCUCUGUUACAAGUGUUAUCAGUUCCCAAAAUGUGGUCACUGAUGUCAAAAAACCUGCAGCAGUUAGUUUGGCAUCAGUUUCUCAUGUAACAAGUGUCACCAGUAGUGCUCCUGUUACAACAGCUGCUCCUCCUCCCAGUGUUAUGUCUGUACCUCAAACUUCUGUUAUAAAUGCUACGAGUUUCCAAAACCUGAGCACUGACAUCAAGAACCCUGCAGUUAACUUACCAUCAGCUUCUCAUGUGACAAGUAGUAAACCUGUUACCACAACCACUGGUGUUACACCAGCUACUGAAACAUUAACAUCUACCACCAGUACAAACUUAAUAAAAGCUUCUUCUGUAACGCCUGCAACAUGUGUUACCACAAGAAGCACUCCAGUCACAACUGUGUCUGAAAGUUCAACAAUAAUUACUAAAACAAAUGCAGGUGUAACUCCAGAAGUGAAGAAACCUGUCAUUGUAACAUCUUCACCUAGUCUCACAAAACCUGAACCAGUUACAAGUACCAUCAAUAUUGUGACUACAAGUACUGCAUUUAGUAGUCCCACAACUCAAACUACUUCUGUCACAAGCACUAACUCAGCAAUGGCUCCCAGAGCCUUCAGCCUAAGUCCAACAUUACCUGAAAGCCACGACCUUACGAGGUCCCUAGAACUAACGCAGAAAGACAUUGAAAAUGGUAACCUGAUGACACGCAGUGCACAAUUUACCCAGCCUCGAAUGAAUCUCUUCCUCUUCUUUUAUCCUGAUUCUCACGUGUCCCGUUUCUCUCUCUCUCUCUCUCUCUCUCACUAUAUCUCACUAUAUCUCUCCUUCUAUCUCUCUCUCUCUUAUAACACUAUCUCUCUCUCUCUCAUAUCACUCUCUCUCUCUCUCUCUCAUAUCACUCUCUCUCUCUCUCUCUCAUAUCCUCUCUCUCUCUCUCUCAUAUCACUCUCUCUCUCUCUCAUAUCACUCUCUCUCUCUUUCUCUCUCUCUCUCUUUCUCUCUCUCACUCUUUCUCUCUCUCACUCUUUCUCUCACUCUCUCUCUUUCACUCUCUCUCUUUCACUCUCUCUCUUUCCUCUCUCUCUCUUUCCCUCCCUCCCCUCUUCUCCUUCACUCUCUCCCCUCACUCUCCUUCCUCUCUCUCCCUCCUCUCUCUCCUCCACACUCUCUCCCUCCUCUCUCUCUCUCUCCUUCCCUCUCUCCCUCCUCUCUCUCCCCUCCUCUCUCUCUCCCUCUCCCUCCCUCUCUCUCCCUCCCUCUCCUCCUCUCUCUCCUUCACACUCUCUCCCUCACUCUCUCUCCCUCACUCUCUCUCCCUCACUCUCUCUCCCUCACUCUUUCACACUCUUUCACUCUCUCUCCCUCACUCUUUCACUCUCUCUCCCUCUCUCUUUCACUCUCUCUCACUCUUUCAUUCUUUCUCUUUAUUUCUCUUUCACUCUUUCUCUUUAUUUCUCUUUCACUCUUUCUCUUUAUUUCUCUUUCACUCUUUCUCUUUAUUUCUCUUUCACUCUUUCUCUUUAUUUCUCUUUCACUCUUUCUCUUUAUUUCUCUUUCACUCUUUCUCUUUAUUUCUCUUUCACUCUUUCUCUUUCACUCUUUCUCUUUCACUCUUUCUCUUUCACUCUUUCUCUUUCACUCUUUCUCUUUCACUCUUUCUCUUUCACUCUUUCUCUUUCAUCCUUCUUUCUCUUUCACUCUUUCUCUUUCAUCCUUCUUUCUCUUUCACUCUUUCUCUUUCACUCUUUCUCUUUCAUCCUUCUCUUUAUUUCACUCUUUCUCUUUCACUCUUUCUCUUUCAUCCUUCUCUUUAUUUCACUCUUUCUCUUUCACUCUUUCUCUUUCAUCCUUCUCUUUAUUUCACUCUUUCUCUUUCACUCUUUCUCUUUCAUCCUUCUCUUUAUUUCACUCUUUCUCUCUCUCUCUCUCUCUCUCUCUGCCUCUUUUACUCACUGUCUUUGUCCUUCUCUUCUCUAUCACUUUUCUCCCUCUCCCCUCCCUGGAACCCUUCUAAGAUGA